CCUUGUUCAUAGCUAGCUCUCCUACUUCAUGUUGUGAUCUGUCUCGACAUGACUUGGUCUUUAAUGCCUUUCAACGCUAUAUUUUAUCUUGCAGUUAUGUUCUUGAACUUUCCGCUCAAUACAAGCGGAAAGACGUUGCCUGUGGUCCUCAAUACAUGGCAAUUUACUGAUGCUUCUGAUAAAGCGUACUCCGUCAUGCAAGCAGGGAAGUCUGCACUAGAUGCAGUGGUAGCUGGUAUCACCGUGUGCGAGAUGAAACCAUGUGCUGUGAACCCUUUAAACCCAAAUGUUGGAUUUGGCGGGAAGCCAAACGAGGAAGGAGAAACCACACUCGAUGCCAUGAUCAUGGACGGCAUACUGGUCAUAUGGCAAAGAGCGGUAAUAUUCCUCUCUCAAUCUAGGAGUAAAGAUCCCCUAGGCCUCAGGGGGUUCAUAAUCCCCCCAAGAUUAACGCAUUCAAGUGCGGGUGUUGGUUGCCUCAAGAGAAUCAAGAAUGCGAUAGGAGUAGCAAGAGCUGUCAUGAACUACACCAAACAUUCCCUUUUGGUCGGAGAUGAUGCAACAAAGUUUGCAAAACUCUUUGGGUUUCCAGAAGAAGAUCUUCACACCAAUAACUCUUAUAAAACCUGGCUCAACUGGAAAGCCAAGAACUGCCAACCAAACUUUUGGAAACCGAACAUCCCAGGAGCAAAUGAAAGCUGUGGCCCCUACAAUAUUCCUCAACGGAAGAGGAGAUCUGCUCGUUUGGGUAUCAUAGGCGAAUCCAAUCAUGACACUAUUGGAAUGGUAGCUAUUGACUCAAAUGGUAAUUUAGCAGCAGGCACGUCGACCAAUGGACUAGGCUUCAAAAUAGCUGGUCGUGUCGGUGACUCACCCGUCGCUGGUGCUGGUUCAUACGCAGAUAAUGAAGUUGGCGCUGCAGCUGCCACUGGAAAUGGUGACGUCAUGACCCGCUUUCUUCCCACGUAUCAGGCAGUGGAGUUCAUGAGACAGGGUCACAGUCCUUCUAAAGCAGCCCAACUGGCUCUAUUAAGAAUAGCUAAACGCUACAAAGAUUUUACUGGUUCCAUCAUUGCUGUUAAUAAGAAAGGAGAAUACGGAGUUGCAUCGUACGAAUGGACGAUUUUUAAAUACUCUGUACGUCACCCUGGACUCACAAAGUCAGAAGUCAUCUCUGAUGCUCCUUUUGACCCCUCGAAAGUGAAAGAAACUCCAUGUACUGCAGUUAAUACGAACAAAGGCAAUACAAUACUGCCGUAUCCGUAUUUUAUCCUCUUUAUUGCAGUACUUGUUAUGCAAAACUGAAUGUUGUUGAAUUUUUAUCUUGUUUUGUACUUAUUUUGAUUUUUUGUUUUGUCUUUAUUAAUAAAUGCUCAUUGUACUUAUGAAAAAAAGCUACAUUUACAUUUACCAAAUUACAAGCACGCCCUCUUAGCUUCGAGCAGUGACUAAUUCAGCGGGUAGAUUGUUACUAACCUAAUAAGUCAUUUUCCCAUUUUAUACCAGUGUCAAUGUUCAUUCCCUCGAGUUAUAUUUGUUAUUUUCCUAUACCAGUAAUGAGAAAAUCAUUUAAUCUGAAGGAUGAAAAACAAAUAAUUUUAUUAUCAAUGGAAUGACACGUGGCCUGAAAUGGGAAAGCAUUACUUCCACUUGAAUUGAGUUUAUUUGAUCAAGGUAUCAUUGCUUGAAGGUGAGUAAAGGGCUCUCAAGAGAUCACCCAAUAUUUCCUCUUCUUUCUGUCGUUUUUACUUUUUUACAACAUGAAAAUAUGUAUCGUUAACUUGAAAUCUAAAAUUAUCUUUUCAUAAAAUGUUCUAGAUUCUCCUUAUCAGGGCUCAGACUUAACCUUUUUGUCCACUAGCAAAUAGCCUGCAUAGGGGCGCGCACUUUGGGGAGGGAGGAGAUGAGGAGGAAAGGAAGUCAAGUCAGAGCAGUUACUAUCACCCUUGCUUCCAUUCUCGUUUCCCUUCAAUGAAGGUACCUUGUCAUCCUCCCCUUGGAGAUGUAUGACAGAUGAAACCCAAGAGAGAGCAGAAAAUGACCUGGGCUUGCAGUUUGCUGUCCUCUUUGCUACCCAGACAUGUUUGAAUCUGCAACUCAUAAAUUUACAAAUUAAAGCCUUUCAGCUUUCAGUUA
Molecule: messenger RNA, 2136 nt
Organism: Actinia tenebrosa (Australian red waratah sea anemone)
Lineage: Eukaryota; Metazoa; Cnidaria; Anthozoa; Actiniaria; Actiniidae
Product: N(4)-(Beta-N-acetylglucosaminyl)-L-asparaginase
Biological process (GO): protein deglycosylation
Cellular component (GO): lysosome; cytoplasm
Molecular function (GO): N4-(beta-N-acetylglucosaminyl)-L-asparaginase activity
Source: RefSeq, a predicted model, not a curated record